AUGGCGAAAUCCCUCCAUUGGCCACCCCUCGCUCAGAGAGCGCUACUCGAGUGGAUUGAUGAUCAAAAAGGGCCUCAAAGCGCAUUGAUUCAGAACUACAAACAAGCAAUCGCAGAGCUGACCAAAAGCCUGCGUACGCAAUUUGGAGACCACAAAUCGUUCUCCAAAGCCCUGUCGCCAUCCCAGGUCGAACAAAGGAUCAAGUAUCUUUGGAAAGACAGACUUGGGACCUCCCAAUCGUCGACCUUAGACACCUUCUACAGGGACGGCACCCACACGCUUGACUGGAACAAGCUGAGCCGCAAGCCUGUCGCUCGAGCGUACACGAAGGACGAGAUUGCAUCCUUGAGCACAGCGACCGCGACAGACCCCGUUGGGGCCAGUGACGGUCAAGAAAUGACACGAGCGGAAAAACGUCGCCGAACAGAUAACGGAUCCGAAAAUCGAUCAGACGGCAAGGAGGAAAAGCAAGAGGCGAGGAGACGGAAGAGCCCUUCGAGUGAUGUGGAAAGGGAUUCAGAGUCUCAAGCUGAUCGUCCUCAUUCUGGGCAAACUUCGAGGAUCGUCCAACCAACGACACUCGAAAAUGAUGCGACUCGUACCACGUCCGCAGAUAGUUUGGCACCCACCCAACAGGAAGAAUCCCCCACCAGAGCACCAGAGCCAAGCGGCCAACACAGAAGCAACAGAAGAGAUUCUCAUGGUUGCACCAAAUUCCGCCAUAGACUUGAUAUCCAGGUGAGGGAUGAGGCGCACAAUGGAGAAAGCGACGGUCCGCGAUUUGCAGCGAGCCGCACUGAGAGCAUUUCUCGCGGCGCUUUCCCUAAUCCAAUACUUGUUGGGGCCAUAGAGUCGCAGAUGGAAUUACUUGAGUACGAAAUUCGUAUGGCAAUCGAAUUCUAUAGCCUACGGCAGGGUAUACCGUCUAACCAACCAAUGAUCAUUGACUCACGACUUCGAUAUCCUGGCGAAUGCCGCUCUCUUUUCAUGCACAUGCUCGGACUCGACAGCUUUCAAGACGGGGAUUGGCGCUCUGAGAGGCUCCAAGCUUUCCAGAAAGCCAAAAUCGGGCUGAAUGACUUUCUCCAGUCGUUGGUCGGCUGUGCUGUGACAGCGUGGUGUCUGAGAGCUCGCCUCCCCCCGGGCUUGUACUUCCAGGAACUUGGUGGAGCGAUCGUCGAGAAAGUCCUCAAGCAGGCAUUCACGUCGGAAGUCGAAGCUGAAAUACGCCAGCGAUUGUGGGACGAACACCUAAGCCGACACGUAAUUCGCUCCGUUGACUCAGAUGCGCACCACAUGGCAGACAUGAUGUUUGCAUAUAUCGACAUGCUGAUCCCCCGAGAGCCAUCGCCUCGGAGGCGCGAGCAUCAGGCUGACGUCUGUCGUCUAAUGCCGGAGGACGAACCACCGCGGUUCAUAGAGGACCUGGACCGGGCGGAGUUGCGUCGACGCCUCACCCGCGUAUUCAAACUUGGAUUGAACUGCAGCAUCGAACUGUCAAGGCGACUGCACGAAGACUACCGCGUCAGCUGGCCCCGGUUCUUGACGCCCUAUGAGCGCAUAGAAGAUCGGCGGCGGCAAAGGGCUCCUGCCGGUGCUGGUGGCGCCGCCGACAAAGAAACCAAGGAGCGUAAAGUCUGCCUGGCGCUCACGCCCCUUAUCGAGCGAAGAACAUUGGCCUAUGUUGACGGCGAAUGGACGGAGCUGGAGGUGGCGUGCAAGGCCACAGUGAUCCCUCUAUGA
Messenger RNA from Fonsecaea erecta, 1743 nucleotides. RefSeq lists its product as hypothetical. The record is from RefSeq and is a predicted model, not a curated record. Bases 1 to 1743 code for a protein of 580 amino acids. The transcript is spliced from 3 exons. NCBI's taxonomy places the organism in Eukaryota, Fungi, Ascomycota, Eurotiomycetes, Chaetothyriales, Herpotrichiellaceae.